AGUAGCUAUCCCCACUCUAAGACCAUACUUGUACAUUUUUAACGUUUAACACCGAGAAAGUACUACUGUAAACUGUAAAAUCGGUAUUUUUAAAUGUAUAUGGUAUCCUUAUUGCUCUUAUAAUAAAAUUGUUUAAUAACUAUAAAAUUUCAUCGAAUUUUUUUUUAUAUUAUUACUUUCAUAAUUUCGUAACAAAUAUAAAUGUAAAAGAGAUCAAAAUGGUCCGGUAUUUAUUCUAUAUGGGUUAUAUUGGUACACGUUACAGAGGAGCGGCAAAACAAAUAGGUUGUGAAAGAUUAAUCGACGUAGAUUCAGUUCAAGGUGCAAUUGAAACAGCAUUAUCCACUACCUUAAAACCUAGAAGUGCAUGUUAUCCGAAGUAGAAUUUUGUGAUGAUGAAGAAUAUUUUAGAACAGAUGCAGGUGUUCAUGCACUUUUUAAUACUGCUCAAGUGGAUUUAGAGCACCCAACAGAUCCGUUUUAUGAUACAGAAACGAUCAUCCGAAGACUAAACGCAUGGUUUUCCCGGUGUGGUCAUGAGAUAAGGAUAACAUCAAUUUAUCCUAUUACAGACGAUUUUGAUCCUCGGAGAAAUGCUAAAUCACGAAGUUAUUUCUAUCGUUUAAUGGUUGCGAAAAAUUUCCAUGAGCAUAAAGUACCAAUUUCUGAAUUACAACGUGCUUGGCAUAUUAGAGGUGAAAAUAUUGAUAUUGACGCAUUAAGAAAUGCAACAAGACUUUUUAUGGGAACGAAAAAUUUUGAAACAUUUGCUGGUAAAAACCGUACAAAUAGAGAAAUAAGAUACGUAAGGAGUUUAAAUAGUUUAACUAUUGAUUCAGCAGCUCCUUUUAUGCCAUUUGACCCUUUAUCAGAUCGUUUCCAUUUUUGGCAUAUAAAUAUUAGUGCACGUGCAUUUCUCUACAAUCAAGUAAGAAAAAUAGUUGGAGCUCUGGUGGGUAUUGCUUCCGGUAUAAUUAAUGAACGAGAUAUUUUAACAAUGUUACACGUUCCAUCAAAUGUAAAUUGGGAUCCAAGAAUUCAAAUGGCACCACCUCAAGGAUUGUUUCUUAAAAAUAUUGAAUAUGAUCAAAAAGAAUUAGCCAACUGUAUUUUAAAAACCGAAGAUGCCCUACGACCAAGUAAAUUAUUAGCGAUCAUUAAUUAAUAAUAACGUUACUCAAGUUAUCUAAGUAAGGUGUAAUUUAAGUAAUCCGAUUAAUAUUGUUAAAUAAAAAUAAAAUGUUGUAUAUGACUUUUUAAAUUAUAA
Molecule: messenger RNA, 1267 nt
Organism: Cotesia glomerata
Lineage: Eukaryota; Metazoa; Arthropoda; Insecta; Hymenoptera; Braconidae
Product: tRNA pseudouridine synthase-like 1
Exons: 4
Coding region: 368-1165 (265 amino acids)
Biological process (GO): tRNA pseudouridine synthesis
Molecular function (GO): pseudouridine synthase activity; RNA binding
Source: RefSeq, a predicted model, not a curated record